AGCCGCAAAGCUCAACAAUUUCAGCUCCCUAAUUUAUAAACUACAAAAUUUCCAUUUUUCUGCUUUCCUAUAUAAAAGAAAACCCCUCCAAACUAACUAAUUUACGAGUUUUCAAAGCCUGAAACACAUAUACAUUAUAUACCAUCUUCAUCAGAAAAUCAUUUCUUCAUAACUUUAGACCGAAAACUAUGGCUUCAAGGGCAAUCAACUACUGGAGAUCAAUGGUGGCUCGGAUGGCAAUGGCCAGAUCAUAUGCAACCUCCACUGCUCCUAGAAUGAAGCCUAUUGCACCAACUAUUGAUGCUUCCCAUCCUGAUCAUUCUAACUUCAAGGCUCUUCCAAUUAAGGGAGAGUUUGCACCAGUGAUGGUGGUGAUGGGAAUGGUAGUGGUUGCAAUGGCCAUCGGGACUCACACAGCGAAGCAGCAGCUCAUGCAUUCCCCUACUGUUUACAUAAACAAGAAGAAAAGAGAGACCAUGCCAGAGGUGUCUGAUCCUGAUGGUGUACUUAGAUCUGCAGACAAGUUUGUGAACAAAUCUUUCUUCAGAAAAGUUGCUCACAUCCAGGAAAACAAAAACACCCUUCCCGAUCCAACCCGCCCGAACCCUUUUACAACGUAUACAGGCCUAGAGAUGUGGAGAGCCUUAAAUCUGCUGGAGUUAACCCAAGACACCAUUGAAUGGACAACUUCAUAAGUAUCUGAUUUUUGUGUCUCUCAAAUGCCCAAAUCUAUUAUAUGUAUGGUGCAAAUCACAUUACUUGUAUAUAGAGUUUAAUUUAUUAGAUUUAGUCCUUUUUGUUCUGUUCAUAUAAGGUAUUUUGUUUUAUUAUGUGAAAAUAGAGCCCUCUACCACUCUUUCUUCAUCAAGGAGUAAAACAAAGAAGAGGCUCCAUUUCAAUCUUCUUUCUUUUUAUUUAUUUUAUUUGUGUAUAGUUAAUAAGACAGAGACACAAUUGCUUUUCUAA
Ziziphus jujuba (common jujube) is the source of this 966-nucleotide messenger RNA. RefSeq lists its product as uncharacterized. The record is from RefSeq and is a predicted model, not a curated record. Bases 189 to 695 code for a protein of 168 amino acids. The transcript is spliced from 4 exons. NCBI's taxonomy places the organism in Eukaryota, Viridiplantae, Streptophyta, Magnoliopsida, Rosales, Rhamnaceae.